This is a messenger RNA of Zingiber officinale, 1239 nucleotides long. Its product is annotated as eukaryotic translation initiation factor 2 subunit beta-like. Bases 211 to 1023 code for a protein of 270 amino acids. Gene Ontology annotation, biological process: translational initiation. Gene Ontology annotation, molecular function: translation initiation factor activity. Lineage: Eukaryota; Viridiplantae; Streptophyta; Magnoliopsida; Zingiberales; Zingiberaceae. The record is from RefSeq and is a predicted model, not a curated record. The transcript is spliced from 10 exons.
GUAUAGUUAGCUUUGUUCCAUCGAACUGUUAUAAACUUGGAUCCACUCCGACGUGUUCCUGCCGUGCCCAUAAUCCUUCGCCUCGUUUAUCGUUGAAGCACGGCGAUUUUGCUGCUUCUCUCUGGAUAAUUCGCGGAGAUCGAUAGAAGUAGAGGGAACCACGGCGAUUUCGUCAUAGAAACUCGUUUGAUUGAUUUGGAGAUUGAGAACAUGGCUAGCGAGAAUCCAACUGAGAUGAAAGAGGAGGUUCCAGAGUUGGUUCCCUUUGAUCCAACCAAGAAAAAGAAAAAGAAGAAGGUAGUAAUUCAAGAUCCUUCUGAGGAGGUAGAAAAGCUAGCAGAGAAAACAGAAAGCUUAACAGUUGAUGAGAUAGGUGAACCUAGUUUUGCGGGGACGAAGAAGAAGAAGAAGAAACCUGUUGAAACAAAUUUUCUGAACGAAGAUAAUGGAGAUGCUGGAGAAGAUCCCAAUGGCGAUCAAGUUGGAGAGGACGAGCAAGGUGAAGGUAUCGUCUUAGGCUUUGCUCGAUACCCAUGGGAAGGAACUGAUCGUGAUUAUCAGUAUGAAGAGUUGCUAGGUAGGGUAUUUAAUAUACUUCGGGAGAAUAAUCCAGAUCUCGCUGGAGAUAGGCGUCGGACAGUGAUGAGGCCUCCACAAGUUCUCAGAGAAGGAACCAAGAAGACAGUGUUUGUUAAUUUCAUGGACCUUUGCAAAACGAUGCAUAGGCAACCAGAGCAUGUGAUGAAUUUCUUGCUUGCUGAAAUGGGAACUAGUGGUUCCCUUGAUGGACAGCAGAGGUUGGUGAUUAAAGGAAGAUUCGCUCCAAAGAAUUUUGAGGGUAUCCUAAGAAGAUACAUCAAUGAAUAUGUUAUUUGCAAUGGUUGUAAAAGUCCAGACACAAUUCUCUCCAAGGAAAAUCGUCUAUUCUUUCUUCGAUGUGAGCAGUGCGGUUCUUCACGAUCAGUGGCACCAAUUAAAGCUGGUUUCGUGGCUCGGGUUGGCCGCCGUAAAGCCGGCACAUGAUCAGAAUAUUCUCCAAGUCAAACAAUGCUACUCUUCAGCCAUUUCAAGAGAGGCUCUCUUCUUUUGCUGUUCAGUUGUCUGAACCCUCACCCUGUGCUUUUCUUUCAUGCACUCCAAUUGCAACACUUUUUUAAAACAGUUUUCUGUCAUGGGAACCUUUUUGUUGAGGAAUGCUGUUUCUCCAUUUCGACUUCAAAUUAUGUUUGUCUUCUUUGA